Molecule: messenger RNA, 6500 nt
Organism: Colius striatus (speckled mousebird)
Lineage: Eukaryota; Metazoa; Chordata; Aves; Coliiformes; Coliidae
Gene: STK35
Product: serine/threonine kinase 35
Biological process (GO): autophagy; positive regulation of autophagy; autophagosome organization
Cellular component (GO): autophagosome; cytoplasm
Molecular function (GO): ATP binding; protein serine/threonine kinase activity
Source: RefSeq, a predicted model, not a curated record
AUGCUGUGCAAUGGCCGUGAGAGAGGCUGCGCCGGCCACAGCGCCUGGAGCCGCUCCAGAACGCCCCAGGGUGUGGGCAUGGAAAUGAACCCCAACAAAGCUCUGGACAGCGGUUCCCGUGCUCCAAAAGCACUGGAGGGACAAGAGGAGCGACCGCAGCCAGGUGAGAGCCCCUCAGGACGGUGCCACGAGCCUGGCCGUGACCCGCUCUCAGCACCACAGGUCCAGGGCUGUUCUCAGACGGUCGCUCUGAGGUGGGCAGCAGUGCCACCCCCAGCUGUGCCCACGCAACGGGACGGGACGGUGCCCCGGCGGCCCUACCUGCUGCUGCCCGUCCCACCGAGCCCCGGGCUGGGGACAGGCAUUGUCCUCAUGCUAAUGCUGGGUGGAGGAGUGAGCCCGUCCAAAGCUGCCACUGACAAAGAGAGCUCCGUGGCUCACUCACCCUGCGGCCCCAGCGUGAGGCCGGGCUGCGGUGGGCAGGGCGAGAGGCGGCCUUUGUGCGGGCAGACGUGGGCCUGGGGCAGCGGGGGCUGCCGGCAGCUGCUGUGCCAGGAUGAGACCCCCCGGCACCACGGGGGCGGACGGAUGCUCGUGAAGCCCCCGGCCGCCGGGGGCUACGUCAGGGCGCGCGGCCUCGCUCUUCUCCCGCCGCCCCUCCCGUUCACACGCCGCAGCCGCAGCCCGGAGCCGCCGCCCCGCAGUGACCGGGCACGGAGUAUAAACCGCCGGGCUUCCUCCACCCAGCUCGACCCCGCAGCUGCCAAGAAGCCGGACUCCAUCUCAGCUCUCCCUUCCCCUCACCCUUCCCCCCUCUGCGCCGCCGUGGUUCGUCCCGCGCCGCCGCGAUUGGCCGAGCGCUUAAAGGGGCAGGCAGGGCGCGCUUUUCCGCCCUCCGACGCGGCGGCGCGUGCCCCCUCGCCCGUGCGGCGCUCCGGGGCGCGGGGCCGGGCGGGGGGGGGCGGCGGCGGCGGCGCGACCCCCCCCCACGGCGGCACCAUGGAAACGGCGGCGGCGGACGGCGGCUGCCGCGGGACACAAAGGGCAACGCGGCGGCGGCGGCGGCGAGCGGCGCGGCGGGGACCCAUGGCGGCGGCGGCGGCGGUGGCGGCGGGGCCCGGCCCGGGCGGUGGGAGCGGCGGCGGGAAGGGAGCUCCGCGGUACAGCUUGUUGUCCGAGAUAGGCCGCGGGGCCUACGGCGUGGUGUACGAGGCGGUGUCGGGUCGCAGCGGAGCCCGGCUGGCGGUGAAACGGAUCCGUUGCGACGCCCCCGAGAACGUGGAGUUGGCGCUGGCCGAGUUCUGGGCCCUGACGAGCCUCCGGCGGCAGCACCCGAACGUGGUGCGCUUCGAGGAGUGCGUCCUGCAGCGGCACGGCCUGGGCCAGCGCAUGAGCCACGGCAACAAGCGCAGCCAGCUCUACCUGCGCCUCGUCGAGACCUCCCUCAAAGGUGAGAGGAUCCUGGGCUAUGCAGAGGAGCCUUGCUACCUGUGGUUCGUCAUGGAGUUCUGUGAAGGGGGAGACCUCAACCAGUACGUGCUGUCACGGAGACCCGACCCCGCCACCAACAGGAGCUUCAUGCUGCAGCUGACCAGCGCCAUCGCCUUCCUGCACAAGAACCACAUCGUCCACCGGGACCUGAAACCAGACAACAUCCUCAUCACAGAGAGGUCUGGCUCCCCCGUUCUCAAGGUGGCUGACUUCGGGCUGAGCAAGGUGUGCGCCGGCCUGGCCGCCCGCGGCAAGGAGGGCGGGCGCGGGAGCAGAGCCGUCAACCUCAACAAGUACUGGCUGUCUUCAGCUUGUGGCUCCGACUUCUACAUGGCCCCCGAGGUUUGGGAAGGGCACUACACAGCCAAGGCCGACAUCUUUGCCCUCGGCAUCAUCAUCUGGGCCAUGAUUGAGAGGAUAACGUUCAUCGAUGCGGAGACCAAGAAGGAGCUGCUGGGGACCUACGUCAAGCAGGGGACGGAGAUUGUGCCCGUCGGGGAGGCGCUGCUAGAGAACCCAAAGAUGGAGCUGCACAUCCCCCAGAAGCGCAGGACUUCCAUGUCUGAGGGGAUCAAGCAGCUCCUGAAAGACAUGCUGGCUGCUAACCCCCAGGAUCGACCCGAUGCCUUCGAGCUGGAAACCAGGAUGGACCAGGUUACGUGUGCUGCUUAAGCUGAGGGCAGGGCACCGCCGUGCUUUGCAGCUGGGUUUAUCUAGCAGGGACCCAUAAUCUCCAUGAUACAUGUGCAAGGAGGGAUGUCAAAGAUAAGGGAAGAUGAUGAUACUGAAGAUCCCUGGUCUGCAGGAUCUCUGGCAAUGUGAAAUCUCUGAGUGUUGCUUUGUUUUGUUGGGGAGAGAUGUUCUGGGGUGUGGGGAAGGGGGCUCUAGGGGCCUGUGGAAGAGCAUGAGUUGGCAGCUGUUGUGCUCACAAGACAGUAAGCUCCAGAGAGCUGAGGUGCCCCUGCCCAGCCCUGUCCCCAGCUCCUGUGCUGCCAUUGACUCAGUAGGUGUUUCUAGAAAAGAUCUGGUUCCAGCCAGAUGUUCUGCCAGGCACCAGCUCUUGAGUCUGGCUGGGCACAACUUUGGGUAUAAAGCUGUUGCUUUUGCUUAGGAGAGAUGGGAGCAAAGUGGUGGCUUGGUCUGCACUGGGGGUGUGAUGCUUUAGAAGGAGAGAGGCUUGGCCUCUGCAUUGCAAGCAGCUAAAUAAUGCCAUAGCCAGGCAGCUCAGAGUAGGUGGAUGCUGCCCAGGCUCUGGGCAGUUUACAUGAGGAUGAGUAGUAUUAAAGGAGCUGGAAGGCAGGUCUGCUGCUGCCUUGGGCAGAUGAGUGUUCUCCCUGAGCUGGGCUCCACUGGUGAUGUUUGUUGUGGUCUUUGUGUACAGAGGCUGUUGGGGGUUUCAUCUUCAGGUGAGCAUGGGCUGCCUACAAAGACACAGAAGCAUCCAGUGCUCAGGACUGCCAGUUGUUGGGAACAGUACCUGGGAGAGGGGGAGGUUUGGCCCAAAUGGCUCGUGGGCUGGAUUCCAGGCUCCCACUAAAGACUCCUCCCUGCUAGAUCACUAUCCCUAGGAAGCAAAAGGCAAUGCUGCUCGUUAGGUUUGCUUACAGCUCAGGUAAGGAGAUUGGAGCCUCAGGCUGAGCAGUUAAUACUCUGUUUCCUUACCUAUAUUUAGAGCAACACUAAUAUUCUGGGGCUGACCCUGUGUUGAUGGUCUUGGCUCACUGUAAAUGCAAAGUAAAGCACUGCUCACCUCACCUCACCCUGCAGGUCCUGAAGCCUUUCCUGCCAGGCUCAAUGGCUCUGCAGUGCUGUGGGGAGGGGGCUGCCAGGGCCAGGGGCAGCACAGGCUCCCUCCCACCCCCUGCUCUCCCUGCUCUGGGCUCUGCUCCUCUCCUGUGUGCAGGCUGCAGCUUCCCUGUGUCAUCACUGGUGGGUUUCUGAAGUGGCAGCACCUCCCUGGAUCUGCUUGGUGUGCUGUGCUGACCUCCCAGGAGGGAGUGGAAGUGCAGGGAGUUCAGGUGGGCUGAAGCAGAGCUAAAGCAGGGAAAGCAGGGAGAGGUUCCUUCUUUUCCUCCUCCAUCAGUUCCAGGACUCAGAGCUGAGGCUGUGACUGCAGGGAGGCCGUGUCCCACUUAGGAGAACAAUGCCAGGAGGCUCCAGAGCGUCUGUCUGUGACUUGUGAAGGUUCAGAGAGCACAAAUGCAGUGCCAAGCCCCUGUUCCCAUGCUGUUUGUUCUGAGGGAUGCUUGUGUGGGCUGUGGGCAGCCACAGCCAGGCCAUGGCUGCCCAGCCUCCUUCCAGGCUGCUUGCUGGGGCCUGGGCUUGGCUGCAGAGCUCUCAGGGGCCUGCAGAGCACGUUGGCUGCUCCCCUGGCCCUGCAGGUCCUGCAGUGGCUGUGCCCAGGAGCUGCAGGUGGGUUUCUCCCUCAGCUCCUGAGGGCUGCAGUGAGCUGAGAGCUGAACUCUCUGGUUCACAAGUCCAGUGUUCACUGGACCAGCCUCCCUCCACCUGACAGAGCCUUUUGCUCCUGAGUUACAACUGUCAGAGCCUGGCUGUGGCGUGAAGGGUGCAGUCAGGGGGCUUUACCCUCCCAGCCCUGCUCACCAGGCCUUCCCUGAUGGAAGGGCUCCUCACCCAGUGGUACAUCCCAGUUGAAGGGAACUUCCUAGCAGGGGAUUUCCACGUGUGGAAACCAAGCCUGAGAGGCAGGGUGUGCAGGUGGAAGGUGAGUGAGCUGCGCCCUGGGACUGCUGCUCCUCUCUGGGGCAGGAGCGAGCCUGGCAGGCAGUGGCCAGGCAAGCCCUGGGGGAAUCAGCCCUCUCUGUCCACCACUCUUCCAGGCCAUCCUCAAACCACACACAUCCACCUCAGCUUUUGCACUGCAGGUGUGUUUUUCAAGCAGGUUGUUGUUAGUGAGCUAGACCGUAGUGCCUUACGUAGGGUUUAGCCAGUGCCGAGCCCAGGGGCUGGGAGCCUGUGGCCAACGUGGGUGUUUCCCUGGUUACUUUGUCUUUCCAAGAGCAUUUCUCCCUGAUGAUUUUGCUGCUGUUUGUGCUGGACUCCCCAGACUAUACAGGAACCUGCCUCAUGUUUACAGCUCACACUAGCUCUUCUCCCAGUUACUUUGACCCAGACCAGCGCUCCCUCUAGAACAAAGUGGGAACAGCUCAAACCUCCAAGUGCUGUGGGAUGGAGGAUGUUCAGGCUUCUCUCCCUGGGUUGGGUUUAUCCUGCCCAGCUGCUGCUUCUCCCUCCCCUGUAGAUGCUUUUGGCAUUAGGAUGCACUGCUGGGAAAGCUCAAGCUUAAGAAAGCAGCAGCAAAGCUGCAGCCUGGUGCCCAGCCCAGGGUCAGGCUGUCUGGCCUCAAUGAUGCUGAGCAUCCCAGUUUGGGGGUGCUGGGCAGUGGCAGGGGAGCUGAGCACCCUCUCACAAAGCCCUGCCAGUGCCUGUGCUGGGGGAGUGAUUGUAUGAAACUGUUUACUUCUGACAAUGCUGUUUACAAGAGGGAUGUGGGGUGGGGGUGGGGGGACAAGCCAAGCCUCAGGAGGAUUGGGAAACGUGGUAUCUGCACCAGCCUGCAGCAAGGCACUGGUGGGGAUUUCCUGACCAGCUGUGGGCCAUGGGGAGGAGAGCAGAGGUGGCUCCAGCCUGGAGGGCUUAGAUUAGCUCCCCCUUAUCCCCUUGCUGCUCUGUGUGAGGUUCAGCAGUGCUAGUGACAGAUAAGAGUUACCCCUGUGGUCUUCCUUUACUCCUCAGGACCCAGCUCCUUUACAUAUCAGGGGCUCCCAGAGCCUUUCUGGAGCAAUAAGACUUCAAACAAGCAUUUACCACCCAUGUGGGAAUCCUCCCUGUGUGGGAAUCCUCCCUGUGUGCAUUGUGUCUCCUCCCUAUGCAGUACUGAGUCUGGGUUUAAGCCCUCGUGGGGCGGCUGCUUCAGGGCACAAGCUGGGACACGUUUCCCUGUGCUUCCUGCAGGUCAUGGGAGCAGGGGAAUGUGUUGCUGCUUUUCUUUACUCCAGGGCUGUGCUGCCCAAGCUUCACACUACAGCUGCCUGGGGCCAGGGGGGUCCUGGGCCCCUUUCAGGACAGACAUGGGGUGCUCACCCCCCAGCAGGAGCAGCCUCUGGGCUUUGCCUGGCUCCUGGCAGCCUGCCAUCCCAGCAGCCUGGCUGUAGGUGGAAGGCAGAGCCCCUGUCCCCGUGGCUGCUCGUGCCCUAGGCUCCCCAGGGAGCUGGUGCUGGGCAGAGCUGUGCCCACAGCUCCUGGGAGCUGGGCACGUGCCAGCGUGUGGUCCCUCAUGUCCAAAAGCAUUUGACACUUCAGAGCAGGGUGCUGGGUGCACAGGGAGCUGUGAUGUGACACAUCUGUUGCUCUGCAGCCUGCCCCAGUGCUUUGAAAUCCAAAGGUGAUGUCCAGGCUGCAGGAAGAGCUGGCAGAGGCCAGAAGGAAGUGUUUGGUGUUCUGUCCCAUCCCCAGGUCUCUCCCUGUCGCAUCCCCAGCCCUGGAGCUCACUCCUCCAGCAGCUUUUCAGAGGUGAGCCUGGGGACAGGCACAGCCAGGCCCUGCCCUGCUCCCUUCUCCCCCCUGUGCUGAGCUGGCAAGGGCAGAAGGCUUAAACCCAGACUCCAGACUGAAGCUGAUGACAUUAGCCCUGUAUUUCCCUUUGUUUUUGCACAGAAGCUGGUGACUUUGGACCUUGUGUGAACAACUUUCUAUGACUAUUUUUUGUACUUGGUUUACUGGGGUUGGUGUGAGAUGUUGUAUUUAAGUUCCCUGACCACUGUGGAUGCCCCUGAUGUGGAUGAGUGGCAGAGGCUUUGUAAGUUAAGAGACGUUUGUGUGAAUAAAGCUGUUGGAUGGGGUUGAAAAGCCACACAACUUGAACCACGAGCUUGGGGUGUUUGUCCUCAGCCCUGCUGCCAGCAGCUGGUUGGGAAGGAAGGGGAAGCCCCUUGGGCAGACUAAGAGGGCAGGUCUGGCAAAGGCCAGGCUGGGCUAGCAGACCCAAG